AUGGAUGAAGUUUACAAAGCGUUGGAUGUGAAUUUGGAAGAGCCGCUAAAAACUGAGGAGCAAAUGGAACCUCCUCGACCGUACACCAUUCAGCAACGACCACGCAUGCUGAAUUUGCCGGGAUUCUCGCAACCAACCACUAUGAACGGCGGCGAUUCGCUUGAACCGUAUAACUGUACACUUUCACCGGAACUAGGCGAGAAGAAAAAGAAGAAAGUAAAGACGGCAAACAAAGGACAAAAAGAGAAGAAGCUCCCAAAGAAAAAGGUUUCGGGGCGCACCGAUUCACAUCAUGCGAUGCGCACAAAAGAUUGGCUGGAUACCGAAGAAGCGAAAGAAGCCGCAGCAAAAGCUUUAAAAAAAACACACAAAAGUCCUGCGAAGAGAAGUGAUGUGGAAUCUCGUGAAUCACGAAAAAGAGGGAAGGUUAAGAUGGUUGAUGAACCGAUUGAUAAAGAUGUGUAUGAAGCAGCCCCAGGUAUUUGCACGCCAAGCAAUCCCAACUUGCAUUUUGGAUCGGGCUCAUCGAAUGGAGCUCUCACGCCACAGGAUACUGCGCAACAUAAAACGAAGAUGCAUGAGCGAACAUCGAAGCUGAAAUUGAGCUCUUAUAAGAUACUUGGCGAAACAGAGGACUUGAAAUUGGUGAGAUAUUUUGCUGUGUCUUGCUGA
This is a messenger RNA of Gongylonema pulchrum, 672 nucleotides long. The record is from the annotation of a GenBank genome assembly. Lineage: Eukaryota; Metazoa; Nematoda; Chromadorea; Rhabditida; Gongylonematidae.